This is a messenger RNA of Oncorhynchus tshawytscha (Chinook salmon), 5116 nucleotides long. Its product is annotated as BTB/POZ domain-containing protein KCTD1. The coding region runs from base 2798 to 3829 and encodes 343 amino acids. Gene Ontology annotation, biological process: negative regulation of DNA-templated transcription; protein homooligomerization. Lineage: Eukaryota; Metazoa; Chordata; Actinopteri; Salmoniformes; Salmonidae. Gene Ontology annotation, molecular function: transcription corepressor activity; transcription factor binding. The transcript is spliced from 5 exons. Gene Ontology annotation, cellular component: nucleus. The record is from RefSeq and is a predicted model, not a curated record.
AAGUGGCCACAACUGCCAUCCUGUAAACACUUGACUAGUGACUACCUGUGACUUGGCAUUUCCAAUCAGGCCAUUUACACCAAGUGCAUAAAUUGUUUCAAAUUACAAGGUACAGUUGCACUAUGGGAAAUGAAGGGCUUCUUAAAGGGCUGAUGCUACACCCCUUAUUGGAUUAUUACAUUAACAUUUUUAGGACUUGAUGGGAGGUAAAAGAUCCUACGGUAUUCCUUCUUGUGCAUUUAGCCUUAUUACAUCGUUAACAAUGUUUCUUCCUCACACACCAUGUAAAGUGUUUGUUGAAAUCUGAACACCAAAACGGAGUGCAGUCCGACAACAAAAGCGUUGCUCCAUUGUGCCAACUACAGAUUUGUUUGAACAUGGGGUGUGUAAACAAGGAAGUCACUUGCGACAGCAAUUCUAAAUUUGUUUAGCGUGUUCUUGUAGUAUAAAUGUAGGAACUUGUGUAGCAAGGGAACAUUGAACCACUGACAAAGGGUAGAGCAUGUGUUUUGUAUACACGUAGCUAUGUGGUCGGCCUAGAUUAUUCAAAAUGGCAACAGGUGGGAAGACUGACUGACUGCAGCAGUUCUGAAAGGGAUGAAGGGAAUGAGUGUAGUGUGUCAGGCCACACACAGCAUUGUGCCAUCAUGGGAUCCGUGUUAUUGCGGUGCUUUGCAUUGUGUUGCUUGUCAGGUUCUACUGGUGAUCUUACCACCUCAGUAUUCUGGGUUAUAGCUAUGCAUAAUCGUACUGGUGGUCCAUGCCACAGUAGACAUGAGUUUUAGAUUUGUACUGUAUGGGUUGAAGGGUGCUCUGACUGUUUGAAGGUAGGAGUAGUUAACCUGAAAAAUAAUCCACAGGACAUGGUUUUAAUUUGAGUUAGAACGGAGUACUUGUAGCACAACCACUUCAUCCCAUCUCCCUCGCUCCAUGGCGUGUUCACGCACACACUUUCAUGAUUCUUAGCAGAUUCUCCACUCCAUCCACGUUCAUGAUGACAAGGCUUUGAGGAAAGCCAAUUCCAGUGAGCUGGUUUACAAGACUUACUUUCUCCACACACACCAUCUCCCACAAAUUAGUCGGGGAACAAAUUACCUGCAUUCUGAGUGUGAUCCCACGCACUUUGCUGGCUGCCUUACACAGGUCCCCCUUUUGAAGAGUGGCCGUGUGAUUUCUUCCUUUGUUCACCCUGCGGGCCCCUCUGCCUUCUGCGAGAGGGAUUCUGGAGUUGAAUUUUAAAACUAUGCAUGGCGGCUGGCUGCCUGCGCUUAUCAGCUCGUGCACAAAUGAACUGCAUGCAAAUCAGGGCAGGAUCACACACCACAGUGGAGGCCUGCACUCAAAGGCAGGCUUAAUUGCUAAUUGGGUAUCUAGGUGUGACACCCACACUGCCAAAACUGAGAAGUAAAAACGUGGAUGUUUUAAUGCCAGUUGCGGUUGUUUUUAAUUAAUUUAUUCCAUUUUAACUUAUUUAAAAUGAGUGAAUUGGAUUUCCUGAACGUUUUGGGGAAACUAACCCAGGAGAGUGUAGUAGUAAACACCAAUACUUCCAACCUGAAUCUAACAUGCAAUGUUGGUUUUUGAGAUUCUGUUUGAUGUACACUAUAAUAAGAGGUCUGAUGUUGUGAAUUCAAAGGUAUCAUAUGAUCUGUUAAUCUUUGGGCAUGUUUUAUACCUCUUUUUGAAAGUGAAAUUGUCAUUGCCUGUGUCUCUCUGAUUGGCCAUUUAGAUUAGGUCUAGAAGUGACUUUGAAGUCUGCAUUUUUCUGGUAUAUACCAAAACCAUAAUGCUUUAUACGGGGAGCUGUUUUCUGGGCUGUGUGAGAAUGGUAGGUACCUGACUACUUGCAAGAAGGGCACCUGCACAUAAGUAUUAAUGAGAUGUGACUAAAGAAAAGCCCAUCACAGACACGCCAUUGUGAAACAAAGUAGAAAUGUAUCCACAACAGUGACACAUCGGGAUCCUGCUAGUUCAUGUAAAAUGGGUGGGAGGGUCACUGUUUUAAUUUGCUCUUAAUCUCUACCACAAUCUUAACAGCCCUCCUGAAUAUGACCCAUUGUUCUAGGAGAAUACUAUGUGAGUAAACAGGUCUUUUAGAUUGUGUGCUACAGACUAAAAGGGUCUGUGGAAAGGUCAAGCGGUCAUCCAGGGUCGCCAAAACACCCUGGGGGCUAGUGUAUGUGCCUAUUUAUAAAUAUAUAUAUCUGUAUUGAACAAAAACAAACUGGUAUCUGCUGUGUUGUCAUUUGGUUAGUCACUGAAUAUUCUGCACUGUUAGUGUUACUGUGAGCUUUGUAUUUUCAUCAAGGACUUGUUGCCAGACUUCUGGAGAAGGUUUAGUUUCUGAUUUCAGGUUAGAUGGAAAAGUAAUGUUCAGCCUUUGUUGGUGCUUGAGAGGCAGCUGGAACAAAUGAUGACUGGAGGAAAUGGAGGGUGAGGAAUAGAAAGGGCAAAGGCGACAGCGCAGAUCCAGGUAUGCGUCGUGGUUUUGGGGAGGUCUAAUGUUGAAUCUGGAGUUCGAUUUAUAGGAUAUGCUACACCUUUUAGCAGACAUGCAGUAAAUGCGACAAUACCUGCUUUUAAAACAGCGACAACCUUAAGAAACCCCGAGGCACUAGAAUGCUAAUGUUGUCCGGGGCUUUGACUUAUCCAUACACCAUUGCAAAAGCGGCAGUGACUGCCACAGCAUCGCUCUUGUGUGUACUGCUGACACCCAUUAACGCAUCUCCGGAGUCUGCAGGUGGAAACAGACAGCAUUUCCAACUUGAAGACUGUUUUUCGUGCGCCAGGUUUGAUAAUGGACGCAACGGAUAUCAUGGAUUUAACGCAUCAGAAAACGAGAAAGCGCCCGCGUCCAAUCAGUUCUUUGGAUGAGUCCGUAGUACACGCGUCCCUGAAACGAAUAUCAAUGCGAACGGCGGAAUGCGGGGACGCUCCGUUCAUGUACUCAAGAGGUGACCCCUUACCUGCAGCAUCACUGAAGCAGAAUGAUCAUUCUGUGUCUUCCUCACCAGCCACAGUUUUGUCAGCGCAGGAUAACCGUUCCAGCAUGUCCAGGCCCAUGAUCACCAGAUCACCAGCAUCCCCCUUGAGUAACCAGGGCAUCCCGACGGCUGCCCAGCUCACCAAGUCCAAUGCCCCUGUGCACAUUGACGUGGGCGGACACAUGUACACCAGCAGUCUGGCCACGUUAACCAAGUACCCAGAGUCCAGAAUCGGACGUCUCUUCGAUGGCACAGAGCCCAUAGUGUUGGACAGUCUGAAGCAGCACUACUUCAUAGACAGGGAUGGACACAUGUUCCGCUACAUCCUCAACUUCCUCAGGAUCUCGAAGCUCCUCAUCCCAGAUGACUUCAAAGACUACAGCCUGCUGUACGAGGAGGCCCGGUACUUCCAGCUGCAGCCCAUGCUGGCCGAGCUGGAGCGAUGGCGCCAGGACCGUGACCUGGCCCGGGUGUCACGCCCUUGCGAGUGCCUGGUGGUACGCGUGGCACCCGACCUGGGAGAGAGGAUCACGCUGAGUGGAGACAAAGCCCUCAUCGAGGACGUGUUCCCAGAGAUUGGUGACGUCAUGUGCAACUCUGUCAACGCAGGCUGGAACCACGACUCCACACAUGUAAUCCGCUUCCCGCUCAAUGGAUACUGCCACCUCAACUCCGUCCAGGUCUUGGAGCGUCUGCAGCAGCGUGGCUUUGAGAUCGCCGGCUCCUGCGGUGGGGGCGUGGACUCAUCCCAGUUCAGCGAGUACGUCCUGAGGAGGGAACUGAGGAGGGCAGGCCAGCGAGGAGGGCCUAACUCAAACCGUAUAAAACAGGAGCAGCUGGACUAGACCUCCCAGACACCUGGGGCGCUAGACUUUUUUUCGGUGGCAGCCAAGCACUAGACGGGACGCAGCAGAGCUCUGUGGAUUCUGGGUAUAAUGCUGCGCUCAUGUGCUAAUUUGUACUAGGAAACUCUGAAAUGUACUACUUGCUAACUGGUUUAACGUGGCACGUGUAUAAUUACAACCACUUUGCAUGUCGGAAAUGUCUGAGUUUCCUAGCUCCGACUAGCACGUGAAUGCCGCUUUAUUGUUUUGUUUGUCAUUAAACUUUUUUUUUUACUUGAAGAACCACAGCGAAAGAGUGACCAAGGCGUGACAGGAGUUUUUUUUUUUUUUUUUUGCCAUAAGAAGAUACAGAACAUUUUGAUAAGUUGAUAUCUCAAGGAUAUUUGUGAUUGUUCAUGCCCCGCCCCCAUCAAAAUAUAUAAAAAAGGAUUAAUACUUUCCCAGGGUCCCCAAAUAAAGUUUGUUUUAAAACUUUGAACCUACAUUAGGUUAGAUAUGAUUUCCAUGAUUAAGACCAUACAACAUGUAAAUGGUUUGAUUGCACAUGUAGUGCACGGCCAUUCACUAGUUAUUUGCAGUUUUUAUUUACCCAUUGGCAUAUUUACCAAGUCGAAUUGUUCUCCCAUACUAUAAGAACGUUCACUGUGUUGCUAGCGGCAGACAAACAGUGCUAUACAUCAUGGUGUUGUGAGAAGAUCUUGGUUAGCAUAAACACCAUUAUUUUUAACAGAACUGAAUGAAACAUUAUCCACACUCUUAUUCACACAGGAUGUUAAGUAUCGUAAUAAUACAAAUGAAGUGUUUUUACUUUAAUCAAAGUUACCUUAUUGGAUUUUAUAAUAUGAAAUAUAGUUCACAUUAGUAUUAUCAAUAUUUUAUGUCAUAGACCAUUCUAUACUCACUAAAUGAAAAUUAAGUAAAUUAUUAUAAAUGUCCCUGCAUUGCCUCUCUUUUGGGUACUAAAACCUAGAGAACAGAGGUGACUAAUUCAGAGGAGCCUCAAGUUCCUAUUGAGUGACCUACUGUAAAUGAUAUUUGCCAUUGUAUGUUUUGUUUUUAUACAUUGAAAUGGACACCUUUUUAACCGGCAUAAUGUUGCCUCAUAAAUGACUGAACAGAUCAGGCUAAUAGUAGAAGAACCAAAUCUAAGAUUUAUUCUUAGGACAUUGAUGAUGUGAAGUUUGAUUAUCAUUAACUAUUUCUAACGUGAUCUACCUACGCUCCCUAGAUUUGAGUAAAGAGGAAUGUAGUACUAAAAUGUGAAAUAAAUCUUCAACUGAAGUUGUA